AUGAACAGUGAUCAGUGUAUCCACGAUCUGCAAGGUCAUGCCAAAGAGAUCUAUACCAUCAAGUGGAGCCCUACAGGUCCCGGUACUGCCUAUCCCAACGCUCAGUUGUGGCUUGCUAGAACAUACGUCUAUACCCGAACCUCAACCCGGGGUUGGCGAUGUGAUAAAGAUGCUGUGCUUGCUAGUGCUGUGUGCAUACCCUCGUGA
Messenger RNA from Hydatigera taeniaeformis, 207 nucleotides. NCBI's taxonomy places the organism in Eukaryota, Metazoa, Platyhelminthes, Cestoda, Cyclophyllidea, Taeniidae. The record is from the annotation of a GenBank genome assembly.